AACAUAGUGGAAUGGAAGUGGAAGCGCCAGUGUUGAAUUUACAGAACUGGUAGACUUUACAAAAGAAAUGGAAGAAUGGAAAUGGAAAGAAAAUAUAAAUAAGUCAUUGACGAAAAGUUACACAUUAAAUAAUUGCUAGAGUUUAAAAUGUCAAGAUAAUUUUAAAGUGUUGAAUUAAUGCUGGAAGCACUGGGAAAACCUCGCUCAGGGAACAGAAUAAUAACGGACAAGAGCAGAGCAUGGAAUAGGAAUUACCUUGAAUGUGUCAAUAUUUGUGGGGUCACUUCCUUCGUAUCAAGAGAGACUGGAAGGACUGCGUCACAGGAAGGAUAAGGUCUAGCAGAUUUCUCCCUACAGAGAAGUUACCAACAUAGGAGGACAAUUAAGAAUAUUUUUGGAAAUUUGGAGCUUUCAGCUCCCCUUCGGUCACAACGGAGAAUUUGUUAAAACCCUUCGAGCACGCAUUCCCCCAUCAGUUCCCUAAAAUUAUGCAGCUCAGUGCGAUUGGCGACCUUCGGUAUGAGUACGUAUCUGGAGUGUCGACCAUCUUGUCAGCAUGUCCUGGAAUUUACUGUGGAAGGAUAAAGUUACCAGACGGAAACUGGAGCUCAUGUGGUAGCUGUCCUAGAGGUUUUCGAAGAGAAUCAACUUUCGAAUGUGCCCCUUGUGAUCAAGAACUCUCAUUAUAUGACUGGCUAUAUCUGGGAUUUAUGGCCUUGUUGCCAAUUUUACUACACUUUUCGUCCAUCGACUCAAAGUUAUUAAGGCACAGUAAGACAACGAUUGGACUUGUCAUUUGUGCAAUUCUCGAAGUAGUUAUUGCAGGAUCUAUAACGCUAUUAAUUUGGGAUCCAAUUGGUAGUUUUAAAAUUCACGCAUGUGGUGUUAACGACCUGUCGGAUUGGUACCCCAUAUUCUACAAUCCUCAUCCAAACUAUGAGGAAACGCUUCACUGUGCUCAUGAAGCUGUAUAUCCUCUAUACACAAUUGUUCUAGUCUUCUUGGCAAUGGCCGAUGGAUUCAUGAUACUUACCAGAUUUAUUGCUUACUUUUUGGGAAUAAAAGUUGCCAAAUCUAUAUAUUCCGGAUUAUAUUUCUAUCCUAUUUUAGCACUAAGUCAUUUAACGUUAGGUGGAAUAAUAUAUUACGUAUUCCCCUACAUAACUAUUGUAACAUCUGUGGUGUCUUGUGCAUACCAUUUUGCCAAACGAACAAAUCAGGGCACUAUCAUCUUAAUUUUGGAGAGCUUAAAAGACUGGCGUAAUGUUGGGAUAAUUUUGUGCCAUUGGUUUCUGCAUGCAUACGGAAUAAUCUCCAUCACUCAGUUGGAAAAUUUGCACCGGGACCUAUAUCUCCUUGUCCUAGUUCCUGUUCCAGCCUUGUUGUACGUCUUCACGUCACACUUCACAGAUCCGGACAAGAUUGGAGAAUAAUGCUGAAUUUCUAUCAAUGAAAAUAAGACUGAACUGACCGAACAAUUAUUUAAUUUAAAGCUGUUUAACAGAUAUGCUUUAUUUAUUCGCAUUCGCAGUAUUGUUCAAAACGUUUCAAAAUAAAUAUUUAUAUCUCA
Folsomia candida is the source of this 1570-nucleotide messenger RNA. Its product is annotated as JNK1/MAPK8-associated membrane protein. Gene Ontology annotation, biological process: response to unfolded protein. The transcript is spliced from 10 exons. Gene Ontology annotation, molecular function: ubiquitin protein ligase binding. The coding region runs from base 489 to 1433 and encodes 314 amino acids. Gene Ontology annotation, cellular component: membrane. The record is from RefSeq and is a predicted model, not a curated record. NCBI's taxonomy places the organism in Eukaryota, Metazoa, Arthropoda, Collembola, Entomobryomorpha, Isotomidae.